CCCAACCGGAGUCUGGCUUGCUGUCGCUCCUGGCCUACCCUGGUUUUCUGAACAAGGUGAAGGUUCCUGCCAAGAUGUUACAUGUACAGGGUGGGCAGAUGCUGCAGAUGCUAGAGAAAUCUCUGAGGAAGAGCCUUCCUGAGUCCUUAAAGGUCUACGGGACCAUCUUCCACAUGAACCAGGGAAACCCGUUCAACCUCCAGGCCCUGGUGGACACGUGGCCUGACUUUGGCACCGUGGUCGUUCGCCCCCAGCAGCAGGAGAUGACAGACAACUAUUACCACUACACCAACACCUACCUCAUCUUCUCCAAGCACCCCAAGAACUGCCAAGAAUUCCUCGGCACACCUGAGGUCGUCAACUGGAAACAGCACUUACAGAUCCAAAGUUCACAGUCUAGCCUGCAUGAGGUGAUCCAGAAUGUUGCCGCUGCUAACUCGGUUAAGGUCAAGCAAACACAAUGCUUUCUUUAUAUGACACCCAAGACGGCAAAGGAACUGCUCCCUUCUGUGUGGGAGACAAAGAAGUUACCUCUUAUGUCUGGCGAGCCCAAGCCCAUAAACCAAGAGAUGUUUAAGUUCUCUGCCCUGGACGUGCCCCACGCGGCCCUGGUGAACCAGUUCUGGGGUUUUGGCGGCAAUGAGCAGAGCAGGAGAUUCAUCGAGCGCUGCAUCAGGACCUUCCCCUCCUUUUGCCUACUGGGGCCUGAGGGGACCCCGGUGUCCUGGGCCCUGAUGGACCACACAGGAGAGCUGCGUAUGGGAGCCACUUUGCCCAAGUACCGGGUCCAGGGCCUCAUCACCCAUGUCAUUUGGGCCUAUGUGCAGGAUCUGGAAAAACGUGGCUUCCCUGCAUAUGGCCAUACAGCCAAAAAUAACAAAUCCAUACAGAAAAUGACUGGCACUCUGCAACAUGUCCCCCUGCCCUGUGACUGGAACCAGUGGCACUGUGUCCCCUGUGACAGCCUGAACACAUGACCAUAUUCUGUGAGCUGGUCACGUGGCAGGAGGAAUGGAUGGGUAGGCAGAGAACAAGAAUAAACUGGAAUCCUCAGAAAGGCACUGUGUUGUUAGACCCUGCUCGCAAAUCACUUGCAAAUCUGCCAGAUUCCACAGCCAGAACGCUCUAGAGGGGGAGGUCUCCCUGUUCCGUUGUUUCUGCACUUUCAGAAUCCUUAUUUGUCUGCAUGCUGCGCUAAUGCUUUUCUGGCCCAACGCAAGGGUUGUGCCAGUGGGUAUAUCUGGGCAGUGUUGCCACACUGUGGUACUGCAGAUAGAAUGAUUGUUUCCCUUUCCAUUACUCUCCCUCCGAACCCCUCACCCAACUUCCCUGUGAUAUGACUGACACAUAAAAUAAACCUGAAAUACACACAUCAUGGUGGAACAGAGGUCAGG
This is a messenger RNA of Condylura cristata (star-nosed mole), 1394 nucleotides long. RefSeq names its product glycine N-phenylacetyltransferase-like. The transcript is spliced from 6 exons. The record is from RefSeq and is a predicted model, not a curated record. NCBI's taxonomy places the organism in Eukaryota, Metazoa, Chordata, Mammalia, Eulipotyphla, Talpidae. Bases 75 to 977 code for a protein of 300 amino acids. Gene Ontology annotation, cellular component: mitochondrion. Gene Ontology annotation, molecular function: glycine N-acyltransferase activity.